CCCCUCUACCACGCCUCUUCACGCACCCACCACUCUUCGCCCCUUCUUAUCCCUCCCCUCCCGCCCUCCCAAUGCCUUCUUGACCGAUUCGUCAUCCCUCUCCACCGCUCCGAGCCAAGAAGCCCUGAUCUCACGAUCUCGCCAUGAAACGGGGUAAAUCGAAGGCGGAUGCCCCCAAGAAGGCCGAUAGCAAACUUUCGGUCAAGAAGGGACCGGAACGGGCUAGUAAAAAGCCGAGGAAGUCGAAGGCGGACAAGGAUCCCAACAAGCCUAAGAGGCCUGCCAGCGCCUUCUUCGUCUUCAUGGAAGAAUUCAGGAAGUCAUUCAAGGAGAAGAAUCCGAACAACAAGUCGGUCUCUGUGGUUGGUAAAGCCGGCGGAGACAAGUGGAAAUCCCUGUCAGAAGCUGAAAAGGCUCCUUAUGUGGCCAAGGCGGCUAAGUUUAAGACGGAGUAUACCAAGAAGAUAGCUGCAUAUAAUAAGAAUCAGUCUGGCGGAGGAAGUCAUGCUGCCGGGGACGAAGACGAGUCUGACAAAUCCAAGUCUGAGGUGAAUGAUGACGAAGAGGAUGAAGAGGGAACCGAGGAGGAAGAGGAGGAUGAUGAGUGAGGGAAUAGAAGCAAAGGCUCCUGUGGGCUGUGUUAUCCUUUGUUUUUUUUUUGCCUUUGUUCUAGUUCCUAUUUGAAGCAGGACAAUUCUAUAAGAUAUCACUGUCUUCUAUGAUGGCAAAGCCAUGGCCUGGCUCUUCGUCACUAACAUGUACCUAAUUUCAUCUAACGCGAGCUAAUUUAGGGCCCA
Musa acuminata AAA Group (dessert banana) is the source of this 797-nucleotide messenger RNA. RefSeq names its product HMG1/2-like protein. NCBI's taxonomy places the organism in Eukaryota, Viridiplantae, Streptophyta, Magnoliopsida, Zingiberales, Musaceae. The transcript has 8 exons. Bases 144 to 608 code for a protein of 154 amino acids. The record is from RefSeq and is a predicted model, not a curated record.